AUGGACUUUUUGUCCUUAUGGGGAAAAAGAUUCUAUGAUGACAGGGAUAGUGAUUGGAAGAAAAUGCUGACCUACAAGUAUAAGACUAAUAUCCCUAAUCUCUUUAACACUAGGGUGACCCUGGGAUCUCCAUUUAUGAAAAGUUUAUCAUGGGCUCUUGCAGCCUCUAAAAACUUCUAUAGAUGGAUCCCUGGGGAUGGUAAAAGCAUUGCCUUCUGGCAUGACAUCUGGAUUGGAGAUUGUUCUCUUAAAACUGCAUUUUGGGGCCUGUAUACUAUUUGUCAACAGCAAGAUUCUACCCUUGCACAGGUCUGGACUAGCCUGUCUGGAUGCUAG
Messenger RNA from Triticum turgidum subsp. durum (durum wheat), 336 nucleotides. Lineage: Eukaryota; Viridiplantae; Streptophyta; Magnoliopsida; Poales; Poaceae. The record is from the annotation of a GenBank genome assembly.